This is a messenger RNA of Lodderomyces jiufengensis, 408 nucleotides long. RefSeq names its product ubiquitin-like protein (gene AUT7). The record is from RefSeq and is a predicted model, not a curated record. Bases 1 to 408 code for a protein of 135 amino acids. NCBI's taxonomy places the organism in Eukaryota, Fungi, Ascomycota, Pichiomycetes, Serinales, Debaryomycetaceae. Gene Ontology annotation, molecular function: phosphatidylethanolamine binding. Gene Ontology annotation, biological process: cellular response to nitrogen starvation; macroautophagy. Gene Ontology annotation, cellular component: autophagosome; fungal-type vacuole membrane; cytosol. The transcript has 2 exons.
AUGAGAUCACAAUUUAAAGACGAACACCCUUUUGAAAAAAGACAAGCAGAAGCAGCAAGAAUUGCUCAAAGAUUUAAAGAUAGAGUUCCAGUCAUAUGUGAAAAAGUUGAAAAUUCAGAUAUACCAGAAAUUGAUAAAAGAAAAUAUUUAGUACCAGUUGAUUUAACAGUUGGACAAUUUGUUUAUGUUAUUAGAAAAAGAAUUAAGUUACCAAGUGAAAAAGCUAUAUUUAUUUUUGUAAAUGAUAUUUUACCUCCAACAGCUGCUUUAAUUUCAACAAUUUAUGAAGAACAUAAAGAUGAAGAUGGUUUCUUGUAUGUUUUAUAUAGUGGUGAAAAUACUUUUGGAGAAAAACUAGAAAUAAAUGUUAAUGAAUUAGAUUUCAGUGAUAUUCCAAAUGAUAUUUAG